Molecule: messenger RNA, 801 nt
Organism: Juglans microcarpa x Juglans regia
Lineage: Eukaryota; Viridiplantae; Streptophyta; Magnoliopsida; Fagales; Juglandaceae
Exons: 1
Coding region: 1-801 (266 amino acids)
Source: RefSeq, a predicted model, not a curated record
AUGGGAAGGACGGAUGUCGUUGACGAAGACAAGAAUAAGAUGCAGCAUGAGCUUCGCAACCUCAUGGACAAAUACGAGGAGAUGACCAAGAAGGUGAGAGCCUCGUGCUCAGUAGACCAGAUUCUCACCAGCACGAAUCUACCUUACAGUGCGGAGGUGAUAGCCAUGCCACUUCCACCGAAGUUCAGGGUUCCCCAAAUAAAUCUGUACAACGGAGCCGAGGAUCCCUUGGAGCAUCCGGACACCUUUAAGGCUCAUAUGACCCUACACAGAUUCCUUGGAAAGAUCGCAUACAGGGCCUUCCCGUUGAUCCUAAAAGGCACAAUGCAGGCGUGGUUUGCAUCGCUAGCACCAAAGUCAUUCUACAGCUUUGAGGAUCUAGCUGGCCUCUUCAUCACGCAGUUAAUGGCCAGCAGAAGGAGAAGACACCUGACAGCUUACCUCCUGACCAUUGAGCAACAAGAGGACAAGAGCUUGAAGGCCUACUUGGUCAGAUUCAACAAAGAGCGCAUGACCACUGAUGACCAAGAUGAGAAGAUCACUCUUGCCACCCUCCUGAGUCACGUAGGGCCCCAGAACCCAUUUAUGGCUGAGUUGGCCAGGAAGACUCCUGCCACACUAUGGGAAUUCAUGGACCAAGCUGACGGAUUCAUAAACGUUAAAGACACGCUACAAGCAUUGACAGCACCAGGAAAGAUGAAGCUAGAUCAGGCCGACAGGAAAGUCAAGACAUCGGCCCAAUCCAAGACUGCAGACAAGGCCAAACGAGGACACCGCAACAAAGGGGGAGAGUCAAGAUGA